This is a messenger RNA of Acanthosepion pharaonis, 1269 nucleotides long. Lineage: Eukaryota; Metazoa; Mollusca; Cephalopoda; Sepiida; Sepiidae. The record is from the annotation of a GenBank genome assembly.
AUGACACUUUCAUUCCUCCCCACAAAACAACAGUCAUUUAAGACAUUGUUUCAUCUCGUUAACGACAAUUCAGUCUCUGUUUUCUAUUCCCUCCACUCUCCCGAACUAGUUUUCCUUUUCUUUCCGUCCCUUGACGAGACAAGCGUUCUUUUCGCCGCCAUUUACAAAAACUCGAUCACCCUUUCUAUCUUUCAUCCUCUUUUUUUCUAUCUGUCUCUCGAUCACUCUUUCUAUCUUUCAUCCUCUCUUUUUCUUUCUCUCGAUCACCCUUUCGAUCUUUUUCAUCCUCUUUUUUCUAUCUGUCUCUCGAUCACCCUUUCUAUUUUUCAUCCUCUUUUUCUAUCUGUCUCUCGAUCACCCUUCUAUUUUUCAUCCUCUUUUUUCUAUCUGUCUCUCGAUCACCCUUUCUAUUUUCAUCCUCUUUUUUUUCAUUCUGUCGCUCGAUCACCCUUUCUAUUUUUCAACCUCUUUUUUCAUCUGUCGCUCGAUCACCCUUUCUUUUUCAUCCUCUUUUUUCUAUCUGUCUCUCGAUCACCCCUUUCUAUUUUUCAACCUCUUUUUUCUAUCUGUCGCUCGAUCACCCUUUCUAUCUUUCAUCCUCUUUUUUUCUAUCUGUCGCUCGAUCACCCUUUCUAUUUUUCAUCCUCUCUUUUUCUAUCUGUCUCUCGAUCACCCUUUCUAUUUUUCAUCCUCUCUUUUUCUAUCUGUCUCUCGAUCACCCUUUCUAUUUUUCAUCCUCUCUUUUUCUAUCUGUCGCUCGAUCACCCUUUCUAUUUUUCAACCUCUCUUUUUCUAUGUCUCUCGAUCACCCUUUCUAUCUUUCAACCUCUCUUUAUCUAUCUGUUGCUCGAUCACCCUUUCUAUUUUUCAACCUCUCUUUUUCUAUCUGUCGCUCGAUCACCCUUUCUAUCUUUCAUCCUCUCUUUUUCUAUCUGUCGCUCGAUCACCCUUUCUAUUUUUCAUCCUCUCUUUUUCUAUCUGUCUCUCGAUCACCCUUUCUAUUUUUCAUCCUCUCUUUUUCUAUCUGUCUCUCGAUCACCCUUUCUAUUUUUCAUCCUCUCUUUUUCUAUGUCUCUCGAUCACCCUUUCUAUCUUUCAACCUCUAUUUAUCUAUCUGUUGCUCGAUCACCCUUUCUAUCUUUCAACCUCUCUUUUUCUAUCUGUCGCUCGAUCACCCUUUCUAUUUUUCAUCCUCUCUUUUUUUAUCUGUCUCUCGAUCACCCUUUCUAUCUUUCAUCCUUUCUUUCAUUAAUAAUAUUUGAGCCAUGA